Paramecium octaurelia is the source of this 851-nucleotide messenger RNA. The record is from the annotation of a GenBank genome assembly. NCBI's taxonomy places the organism in Eukaryota, Ciliophora, Oligohymenophorea, Peniculida, Parameciidae.
AUGGAUUAGGAAGAUAAUGCUCAACUCCAAUCAAACGAUAGAGAUGGAGUCAAUGCUAAGGAAUAAGGAUCCUAGAAAAAAUAUCGAGUUCAUAACGACAAUAUGAAAACUUUUAUGAUAAAGAUCAUGAUCAUAAAUGUUUUACAGACUCUAUUUAAUGGACUACGUUACUAAUUUUAUUUGAAUAAUAUAAAAAUUAAAGAAAGACUAGAAUUGUCUUUAUUGAUUUUGCUAUUCUAUCCAAUCAUGAUAGUAUUAUUUCGAUGUUAUCGCAAAAGUACAAAAUUUAAGAACUCAUUAUGUAGAAAUUUAUGAUAAGUUUAGGUUUAUAUUCUUUUUUUAUAUUAUUCUUCAUAUCAUUUGUACCAUUUCCCUCUUAAUUUUAUCAAGUUUUUCAGGACUUUGAUUAAUUGUCUUAUUAAAUCAAUUAUUUGAUGUUGGCAAUAAUCAAUCUAAUAGUAGCAUAUCCAAUGAAUAUUGUCUACCUUUAUUUUACUAAUUAUUUGAUGGAAAGAAGUAAUAAAAUUCCAUUAAAUUUUAUAGAUUUUCAAAUUAUUCAAUAUAUUGUUGCAUUCUUAGUUGCAAUCAUAUAUUUAAUAAUUUUUUUACCUAAAUGUCAUGAAGCUGGAUCAACCAUUUGUUCUAUGUAUUAAUCUGUUAUCAGUAUAUUAUAUUUUUAAGGAAUAAUGACUUUAUAUUUAUUGAUAUAGGUAUGAUUUUUAUGAGUUAUUUAACAGAUAUAGCUUUUGUUUGAAACUUUAGAAGGAAAACACAAGUUACAACCAAAUUAAAUUAUUUAUGGAUAUAUGCAAAUACAGACCAGAAGUUUUUUAUAUUGCUUUAAAGAUUGA